Messenger RNA from Pseudo-nitzschia multistriata, 2126 nucleotides. The record is from the annotation of a GenBank genome assembly. Lineage: Eukaryota; Bacillariophyta; Bacillariophyceae; Bacillariales; Bacillariaceae.
CUGUACUGGUGUAUCCUGAUAGAGGCGCUAAUCAGCCAAGCCUACAAGAGUAACGUUGCAGAACCAAAACCAAAUCAUCGCGAACUGUAAGGGAUCUUCUAAAGCCACAAGCCAUAACAUGUCAACAACCGCGUCGGGAGAAAAAGAAUGUAAUUCAGCGAAUAUCGCGGUAAUCGGCGCAGGCUGGUGGUAAGUCACGUAGUGUUGAUACUGGAAACGAAAGCAAUGUUGCAAGCUCACGUGAGUCCUGCAUGCACACAAAUUGUUCAAGAACUUCGCAUUGCAUUGGGUUCUCUUCCAGUACCACAUGAUUGCAUUGGCGAAAUAGACCCAUUUCCCCUCUAUUUCUGCGAAUGGGGGUUAGAUGGAUUCGAGUGAGGAACAAAGAAGAAAAUGUCAUCACUUCACGACAAAAAUGCUUAUAUACGGCGACAAAACAUCUACAAUCUUUGAAAUAUCGCCUUUCCGGAGCAUCAUUACAACCCCAAUUUUGAUUUAGAGUGGUUUCUGUUUGAUCCGGAACGCUUGGCUCAAAACUCACAAUUUCGUUCCUUGCAACUUGAUACCUCUGUUUGCGCUUGGGAAGGUCCCAAGGCUGGCAUCUUCCAGCACUGAACAAUAACCCAAGAUCGAACCUCGUCGCAAUCGUGGACACUUCGGCGCAACCGAAAUCCAAACUCAAUCCCGAUCUCGAGCCCCUCUCUGUUUUGGCGGAAAAGUACAAUACUGUCACAUUCACUUCGAUCGAAGACUUCUUGAACGAUUCAGAUAUCGAGUCGAAUCUCGAUGGAGUGGUUGUGGCAACUCCUCACGCUACACAUUACCUGAUUGGGCAAGUGUUGAUCGAGGUUGUGAAGAAACGAAAAGUUACCAAUAGCAAGCCCUUGCAUAUCUUAAUGGAAAAACCCAUGACUACCGACAUCGAGGACGCGAUGACUUUGUACAGCCUAGUAGAAGCAGAAUCGGAUGGCGAAUCGCAGUUCUGGCUUAAUCACAGCGCAAACUAUCGAGCCCAAACCGCAAUGGCACGAGAGGCCAUCACCUCGGGAAGGCUUGGCUCCGUUCGUCACGUAACAGCGUCUUUUGCAAGCCCACUAAAAUGGAUUUUUUUGGAUCCCGAAAAUGAUGGAUGGAACAAACCCUCCGGAAACAUGAUUGGAAAUGGUUUUGGGUGGGCGCAGACAUCACAUAUGCUAGCCUUCCUCUUUCACAUUCUACCAGAUUUACAACCCGAAAGCGUGUAUUGUCGUAUGACGCAUUCAAAAACUACAGGAGCCGACAUUUCACAUUCUGCGACGAUUGAAUGCGUUGACGUGGCAACAAACGAAAUUGUCCUGAUCAAUUUGUCGGGAACGACGCUACUUCCUGGAGAUCAGUAUGCGGAUCCACCCGUUGCCAAGCUGGUCCAAAUCGACGUCUAUGGCAACGAUGGUAGUCUCCAUUACUCUGGCAAUGACCUGGAUCCGUCGAGUGGGUCAUUAGACUAUAGACCAACCAAUGGGUCAAUCGAGGUACUUUGCGAUCGGUUUGAAUUCGAGGGAUACGAUAAUGAAAAUUACGGUCCCGAAUCGAUGCAAAAUUUUGUGGAACUUUGCUGUGGAGGUUAUGGUGAAACCAUUCCGACCGCCGGUGCAACUGUCAUUGAUGGUCUGGUACGUGCGGUAGUCUGAAGAAGAGGUCCCUGUUGAAAUUGUUUGUCGUUAUGGUCGAUUGUAAGAGGAAUCGCAUUCAUUUUUGUCUCAUUUCAAUUUUCUUUUCAAAGCGUUCAAUUCAAGUGCUAGAUGCCAUGUAUAAGAGCGAUGCAUCGAGACGAACAGAGUCUAUUGUGCCGAUACCAAAAGAAGAAUAAGGUGCUGUGACUUGGAUUUCUCAGCAUCGAUAAAUAUGGCACAGUGUAAAAAUCAAGGCGCAAUUCGAACGCAAAGUCUAUACUUGUAGUCCCGCAUUUGACAACAACUCAAUGGUAAAAGCACAGUUCUAGAAAAAGCUAAGCGAUUUUAAUAUUUGCACUUUUCGGGUCGAUUAUUAGUCCGUUUCCAAAGGAGUCUCUCUGAGUAGAAGUAAAUUUCCAAUGCACGAGAGAAAAAAAAAGUUGUAACAAUCUGGCAUAAAGAUGACCCGGUCGC